UGUAGUGUCAUUUAGCAAACUAUUCGUUGAAAUAGAUUUAAAUGUGGUGGUGAUAUUAAGUUUUAAUAACGAUGAGUGUCAAACAAGCACUUGUGUUUGCUACCGUUGCGUUAGUUCUGUAUUAUUUUCUAACGGACACGAAGACAUACGAAAGUCAUCGAAAGAUUUUGUCUGAGACGAUUCAAAGUGAAUACGACUACAUCGUAAUUGGUGGGGGAUCAGCAGGGUCAGUGGUUGCUGCACGUCUCUCGGAGGACAAGGAGAACACUGUUCUCCUGCUAGAAGCGGGCGGCUUUUACGAUGAAGACCCGGCGUUGCAUAUUCCGAUGCAAUGGUCAAAGCUCGGUCACUCGAAAUAUGACUGGGAAUACUAUACAGAGCCACAAGAAGGUGCGUGCUGGGGCUUAAAAGAAAAUCGGUCCUAUUGGCCGCGAGGUCGUGUUCUAGGAGGUUCAAGCGCCAUAAAUAUUUUGCAAUACACUCGAGGAAUUCCUUACGAUUAUGAUAAUUGGGCAGCAAAUGGAUGUGAGGGUUGGAGCUAUGAAGAAGUGUUGCCGUACUUUAUGAAGUCUGAAGAUAUUAAAAUUCAAGAUCUAAAACAUUCUAAAUUUCAUCACUCUGGCGGUCCGUUGUCUGUAUCUUCCGUCCCGGAUCUUCCCAUGACGUCACAUUUUCUCAACGCAUUGAAGGAAUUAGGGUAUCGUUAUAUCGACUAUAAUUCCGACGACAUCGAUGGUGUAAGCAAAGUCCAGCUAACCGUUGAUCGAGGUGUUCGAUCGAGUACAGGAUUAACGUUUUUAGGAAGAUCAGGCAAGAGAGAUAACUUGGACAUCGUUGUGAAUACCUUUGUAACAAAACUUGACAUUAAAGACAAAAAAGCCAGAGGAGUUAACUUCAUGCGCAAUGGCAAAAAAGGUUAUGUUCAGGCAAGAAAGGAGAUAAUUGUUUCGGCAGGAGCUAUUAACUCACCACAGUUGCUCAUGCUGUCGGGUAUAGGCCAUAAAAAGCAUUUGGAAGAUUUGAAAAUACCCGUCAUAGCCGACUUACCCGUUGGUGACAAUUUACAGGAUCAUCCUGCCGUAUACAUGUACAACGAUAUCAACCAAGAUUAUAGUACAACUCAAAAGGUUAAAGAUAGCUUAGUCACACAGCUUAAAUGGAUGGUUCUUGGCGAUGGACCGCUAGCUUUUGCAGGUAGUGAAGUGCAUGGCUAUUCUGCGAUAAAUGACAGGAGUGAUGGUAAAGCGCCACCGGAUAUACAAUUUGUAUUGUUUUCCGGUAUACUCGCCCAAAAUGACACAUACUUGAAUAUAAAGGCGGAUGUUGCUAAGGCGUAUUUACCUGAGUCUGCGAAUGCACAAGGAAUGAACUUUAUCAUUCUUGCAAAUCACCCUAAAAGUAGGGGUACACUUAGAUUGCGCAGUAAAGAUCCAUAUGAUUAUCCAGUCAUAGAUCCGAGGUACUUUUCUGACAAACGUGAUUUAGAAGUCAUGAUAGGGGGUAUUCGUCUGUGGGAGAAAUACUUAAAUACACCGACAAUGAAAAGCCUCGGGGCGGAUAUUAGGCGUAUGAAGGUCUCAUUUUGUUCCCAACAUGAAUUCAACACCGAUGGAUAUUGGGAAUGCGUAGUACGGCACUUAACUUUUACAGGGUACCAUCCUUCAUGUACGUGCAAAAUGGGCGCAGAAAAUGACCCUACAACUGUUCUGGACCCUCAAUUAAAAGUUAAAGGUAUCAAAGGUCUAAGGGUCGUCGAUGCCUCUGCUUUUCACACCAUUAACGCGGGAAAUACGAACGCGCCUACUAUUAUGAUAGCCGAAAAAGCAGCAGAUUUGAUUCGCGGAAAAGACACGGUGAAAGAUAUAAGGCAAAGAAUAGUGGGUGAAAAAUGAGUAGCAACAUUUAAUACCAAAACAACAGAAAUGUUUUUAUGAUGUUAAGUGGUGUUGGUUUUGCAUUUAUCUAAAUAUCUGAUGUAUAACAUUGUAUCAAUGUAAGAAUUUCGAAAUACAUGUACAUAUCAAA
This is a messenger RNA of Mya arenaria, 2025 nucleotides long. RefSeq names its product L-sorbose 1-dehydrogenase-like. The coding region runs from base 72 to 1892 and encodes 606 amino acids. Lineage: Eukaryota; Metazoa; Mollusca; Bivalvia; Myida; Myidae. Gene Ontology annotation, molecular function: flavin adenine dinucleotide binding; oxidoreductase activity, acting on CH-OH group of donors. The transcript has a single exon. The record is from RefSeq and is a predicted model, not a curated record.